CCGAUAUUUUUUUCGUUUGUGUUUACAUUUUACUGCUACUUUAUUAUUCAUCUUCUAUUGCAUAAUAAUUUUUAUUUUUAAAACAAAGUGUAUUAUGGUACACUGACGUGAGAUUUCGAAUCGUUGGAUUUGUGUGGAUUUAUACAUUACAAAUGAAUUUCAAUUAUCACACCUAAAAUGUUCCAAUACAGUGACAAAGAUUUUAUUUUCACUACUUCUUGGAAAUCGUUGGAUGGCCAGUCUAAAUUCGACGAAAAGUUAAGAAACCUCUGGCGAGAAAAAGAAGAUCAAGAGCUCUUCAGGUAUAAGUAUAAUAUAGAAUGUUCAAUCGAACUGCCGGGCAAAUAUGGAUUUCUUGCUGUUUUGAACACGGAUAGAGGGACAAAACGUCGUAAACCUAUCACAUUUUGUAAUGUGUUAGAACCUUUCAAUGACGAUUUAUUUAAUUUUACCAAAGUUAACCCAGGGGAAUAUUUAUUCAAAUUUAGUUACAUAUCAAAUAAUUCUUCUAACCCAAAUGAUAUCUUGGCAAUAAAUGCUAGUCCUUUAGGAGACUUUCAUUCAUUAAUUUUACCAAAACUUACAAGUAAACUACCACAAGUUAUUAAUGAAUAUAGUUUAAAUGUUGCAAUUCAGCUUUUACUUCAAAGUGCAUCACCGGCUUUACGGGUUGGGUUCAAUAGCUUAUGUGCUUUUGCUUCAGUUAACCAUCUUCAUUUACAUUUAUAUUAUUUAUUUCAUAGAAUGUAUCUUGAAUAUUGUGAUCUAGUUAAAUUAAGUGGUCCUUGUCAUACUAUUUUAGAUUUUCCUUCUAAAGGUUUUGUAUUCAUACUGAAUAGUAAAGAUUCAUUGCCUAAUUUUGUCAAGUAA
This is a messenger RNA of Sipha flava (yellow sugarcane aphid), 870 nucleotides long. RefSeq names its product GDP-D-glucose phosphorylase 1. Gene Ontology annotation, cellular component: cytoplasm. Lineage: Eukaryota; Metazoa; Arthropoda; Insecta; Hemiptera; Aphididae. Gene Ontology annotation, biological process: glucose metabolic process. The record is from RefSeq and is a predicted model, not a curated record. The coding region runs from base 178 to 870 and encodes 230 amino acids. Gene Ontology annotation, molecular function: GDP-D-glucose phosphorylase activity. The transcript has 5 exons.